Messenger RNA from Colossoma macropomum (tambaqui), 5316 nucleotides. RefSeq names its product kinesin family member 14 (gene kif14). The record is from RefSeq and is a predicted model, not a curated record. Lineage: Eukaryota; Metazoa; Chordata; Actinopteri; Characiformes; Serrasalmidae. Gene Ontology annotation, molecular function: microtubule binding; microtubule motor activity; ATP binding. Bases 1 to 4785 code for a protein of 1594 amino acids. The transcript is spliced from 29 exons. Gene Ontology annotation, biological process: microtubule-based movement.
AUGGACGACUUGAAAGGCGAUGAAGUAUCAUCUCUAGAUAAGAGUAAAGAUAUAAACAAGACGUAUAUAAUAUCUGCGAUGACAAGUAAAUAUGGAGAGAGAUCAAGCAUCAUGUCCUCCCGUGGUCGGCCCACUCUUCAGAAACGAAAAACAAGCACCAAAGGAACCGAGCACACAGCAGCACUCGAGAACACCGAGAACCGAAGCGACGCCCACGGGAAACGGCUAACCUUACAGCGGAGGACCAGAACGGGCUCGGUAGAUAAAGGCACCCCGUCUGCGGCCGAGAAAAGAGCAUGGGCGAGUUCAGCCGUCCUGUCAGAGCCAAACAGCCGGGCACCGGGCAGUUUAGCCCUGCUGCGGUCGGCAAGCCUGAGGGACACGGAGGCUAAACGCACCGCCAAAGACGUACUUCAGCUUGUAAACACGCCGAGCAAAACUACAGAAAAGGUAGCACGGUCUGCUCAAAGUGUCGGAGAUGUAGCUCAUGACCAAGGCAAAACAACCUCAACGCCAACAGGAAAAACCCAGUUUCAGAAGUUAAGUCUGAAGAAAGAAGUCUUUGAGAGACUGGCUGUGAGAGAGGUUUCAAGAUCAGUGUCAGUCAAGCCCCAUAGUGUGGACAGGCCAAAGCAGUCGAGCACUGAAAUUGGCAAACCAUUGGUCCCGUGUACUUCUAAUAAGAGGUUCCUGGUUAGCAGCCAGAGUAGGAACCUGAUGGCCACCCCUCGCUCGACGCAGGUGAGAAAAACCUCAACCCAGUUGAGUUCCACACCCAGUGGAGCCUUGAACUCGGCCAAAGUCAGGCCCACAGCUGCAUGCGAAACACUGAUCUCUGCUGAUGCUGGGAGCCAAACUACAGCUCCACCGGCUCCUGAGCUGAAGAUGGAAAACAGCGCAGUCACCGUGGCGGUGCGAGUAAGACCCUUCAGUCUCAGGGAAAAGGGUGAGAACAGCCAUCAAGUGAUUUUCAUGGACAAUCAGGAGACGGUGGUUCAGCAUCCGGACACUAAGCAAACCUACGCGUUUUCCUUUGACUUCUCUUUUUGCUCACUUGAUGAAACGGACUCUCAUUUCGCAAGUCAGCAGAUGAUUUAUGAGAAUCUGGCUAAACCCCUGCUUGAAAGAGCUUUUGAAGGGUUUAACACCUGCCUUUUUGCUUAUGGGCAAACUGGUUCGGGAAAGUCCUACACUAUGAUGGGUUUUGGUGAAGAACCUGGAGUUAUACCAAGGUUCUGUGAGGAACUUUUCUUAAGGUUGUCUAGAGCUGACAAUCAGGAGGUCACGUGUCACCUGGAGAUGAGCUACUUUGAAGUGUACAACGAGAAGAUCCAUGAUUUGCUUGUAGCGAAGGAUGAACAAAACCAAAAGAAGAUGCCUUUGCGAGUCAGAGAACACCCAGUUGACGGGCCUUAUGUUGAGGAUCUAUCAACGAACAUUGUUAGCUCCUAUGCUGAUAUUCAGACCUGGCUUGAGCUUGGAAAUAAACAGCGAGCUACUGCUGCCACUGGCAUGAAUGACAAAAGUUCCAGGUCUCACUCUGUCUUCACCCUGGUCAUGACACAGACUAAGACAGAAUUAGUGGAAGGAGAAGAGCAUGACCACAGAAUCAUCAGCAGGAUCAACCUGGUGGAUUUAGCAGGCAGCGAGCGCUGUGCGACAGCUCAGACCAGUGGAGAACGGCUGAGGGAGGGUGCAAGCAUCAACAAGUCUUUGCUCACUUUGGGGAAGGUGAUUUCUGCGCUGUCUGAACAAGCUCAGAGCAGGAGGAAAGUCUUCAUCCCAUACAGGGAAUCGGUCUUGACAUGGUUACUAAAGGAAAGCCUGGGCGGGAACUCCAAAACAGCCAUGAUUGCGACUCUCAGUCCAGCCGCCAGCAAUGUGGAUGAAAGCCUCAGCACUCUACGCUAUGCUCAGCAGGCCCGCUUGAUCAUCAACGUAGCCAAGGUCAACGAGGAUACCAACGCUAAGCUGAUCCGAGAACUAAAAGCAGAGGUGGAGAAGCUGCGGGCAGCUCAGAUGAGCUCACAGGGCAUUGACCCUGAGAAGAUGAGGCAGUUCCAGCAGGAAGUCGCUGCUUUGAAAACUCAGCUCUCUCAGCAGGAGAGAGAGAUGGCUGAGGUGCACAGAACUUGGAAGGAAAAACUGGAGCAAGCUGAGAGGAGGAAACGUGAAGAAACCAAAGAGUUGCAGCGUGUAGGCAUCACGUUUAAAGUGGAUAACCGGCUCCCCAACCUUGUGAACCUGAAUGAGGAUCCUCAGCUGUCAGAGAUGCUCUUGUACAUGAUUAAGGAGGGACAGACCAAGGUCGGCAAGCUCAAGUCUGAGUCAGCCCAUGACAUCCAGCUGUCUGGGGCUCUUAUUGCUGAUGAGCACUGUGUGAUCUCCAAUGUAAAUGGCAUAGUCAGCAUCACGCCCAUGAAAAAUGCCAAGACCUUUGUGAAUGGAAACCUCGUGUCUGAAGUCACUGUCCUCCACCAUGGCGACAGGGUGAUCCUUGGAGGAGAUCACUACUUCCGCUUCAACCACCCAGCUGAAGUGCAUAGUGGAAAGCGUGUGUCCUGUUGGAGUUCUGGCGAUGGCCAGAAGGACUUUGAGUUUGCCAAAAAUGAGCUGCUCUCAGCGCAGAGAGCUCAACUAGAGGCAGAGAUUGAAGAUGCCCGACUGAAAGCCAAGGAGGAGAUGAUACAGGGGAUCCAAGUGGCUAAAGAAAUGGCACAGAAAGAGUUGUUCGACCAAAAGCUGCAGUACGAGAACAAGAUAAAAGCUCUAGAGAGAGAACUUGAAGAGGAGAGUGAAAGGAAAAGAGCACAGGAGCUUGAGAGGCAGCGGGUAGCCAGCGAGAUGGAGGAGCUGCAGACUGCCAAGACUCUGCUGGAGCAAGAAAUGAGCAUGCACAAGAAACGGUUACAAAUGGAGACCCAGGCUGCCAGACAGGCCAUGGCUGAUAAUGAUAUUCGACAUGCUAAAAUUCUUGAGGCCCUGGAAGCAGAAAAGAGGAAAAUUGCUGAAGAUCUAGUUGAGAUUCAGAGGAAGCGUGCCUUGAAGGUGAACCAGACUCCCAGAACUGUUCCUCCACAGUGGGAUGCUAUGAAGUUGUCAUUGAUGAUUGAAGAGGCUAACAAAAUAAGUGUGAAAUUUAGGAAGCACACAGUCUUCGGCAGACAUGAAGUCUCUGAUGUAGAGAGUGGAGGAGAUGAUGCUGAGAUGCAGAUCCAAGUGCAGAACACCAAGCUGGGCAUCUCCACCUUCUGGAGCCUCGAGAAGUUCCAGAGCAACCUGGCUGCCAUGAGGGAGCUUGAACAGGGAAACUGUGCCUCUAAAGAUGAUGAUGUGUUUUAUGACCCCAAUGACCAGUGGGAGCCAGAUAUAUCUUCAGCCUCCUCAACCUCUUCCUUUUCUCGCAGAAGGAGCAGGAGCCUGUUGAAGAGCAGGCGUAUCUCUGGUAGACUCUACGAGAUCAGAGUGCAUCCCAUUCAGAGCUUGAACCUUUCCUCCACACAGUCUGCUGGCCUAAUGGGUAUGAGUAAGCCCCCAUCUCUUCAUAGCAGCGGCUCAGAGUCGGCCUUGCCUGGCAUCUGCAAAGAUCUCAUAGCUGCCAUGGUUUCCCGCUUACGUGCCAGCCCAUCAGCAGAGGAGAGCGAGAGCCUGGCAGACAAACUAACCCUGGACCUGCUCUACAUUAAUGGUGCUUCAAACUCCAUUGCAGACUUGUACCAUCAGCUUGACGACAACAGCCAGGACAACUUGUUUGCAUGCAGCACUGAUGCGCAGACUCAUCUUGUGAAAGCCACCUCUGCUAUUGAGAGAGCCGUGUUCAUUACCAUGCAUUGGGUCGCCAACAUCCAACCCAGAAUUCAGUCAGUCUCCCAAACUGUGGAAGAUCUCAAGACCGAAGUAAAGAACAUGGGAGGCUAUUUUCAGUUGCUUAUUCAGGGCUGUGACUCUGAAAUCUCCUCUAUGGUGACUGAAGCCCAAAGAAAAACUGGCAGGUGUAUGAAUGCAGCACUGAGUGCUGUAGGUUUGCUGGCAGCAGUGACUGGGACCCGUCUGCAUCUGACUGAACUUGGAUCUGACAUCACUGCCAAAAGGCCUGCUGUGGAGUCUGUGCGAAAGGGAAUGUGCCGGGGUGUAAGAGCUCUUCUGGAGGAGGGUCUCUCUGUUAGCAGAGAAAUGCUCAGACAUGCUCAACUAGCUCAACCUAGAACUCAGAUUUUGCAGAGCCUUAAAACCAGAAUGUUGGAGGUGGCAAAUGCUUUGCAAAGCUAUAUUCAUUGCAACAUGUUGGAAAAGCCAGAUUAUUUGGAGAAUUGUACAGAGGAUGCUGAUGAUGCUUCGCACUUGGAAAGUAUAAGAAACACAGCUAACAAGCUCUUCCAGCUAAACCAGGCUCUCCAGCAGCUUCACUCCACCUUGUCUCGCACUCUAAGAGGCAGAGGCAGUGAUGCUCACCUUGGUUCCUUCAAAGAAGCAAUCCAGUCUUUGACCAAGACUAUUAGCAAUGUAGUACAUGGACUACCAAGACAGACGGACAUCAGCCUGUCUGACAGUCUUCAGCUUCCAUGCUUAAAGAGUGUUAUGGAUGCACGGGAUGAAGUGCACUCAGCCUUGUGCUCUCUAACGGCACUGUUUGAUGAGAGCCGUGAAGAAAAUAUAGAGUCGUCCAGCUCUAAGAAUAUCGAUCAGGACUUGGGUCACGGCACCAGAAACCGUACCGUCCCUAAAAUAGUGUACUCGAUGUCCUCUGGUGUUAGCUCCUGCUCCAGGGAUGUUCGCUGGGUUUAAUCUGUCCAUUGUCAGUCAACUGUAGGGGCAGUCAGCUUUUAUGUAAGCAUGUUUUUGCACUUAAGCAUCUGUAUGUAUAUCAGUUGGAUUCCCAACAGACUUUUCUCCGUCAGAUUUUUGUGUGAGGUACUACAAGAGUGAAUUAACAAAUUGUGACACAAGAUAACUAGAUUAUGCUUAUUUUUUGGAUAAACACUGUUGUUUAUACAUCAUAUGUGCCAUACAUAUAUGUAUAAACACAAUGGUAUUCACUGCUUGUGUAUUACUAAGGAUAGAGUAAUGGAGUACUGUAAAAGUAAAAUAGUAUUGUCAUUCUCCUGUAUAUUAGAGAUUUGUAUACGUUUCUGUAACAUACAGCUUUUGUACACAAUGUUUUGCAACUUUGCACAAAGCUUUCUUCUACUUUUUCGCUCCAUGCACUUCUAAAACAUUACCCUUUACAUUGUAGGCAUUAAUAACAGUUCUUUCACGAUCAUGAAAUAAUCCAGUAAAUUAUACACUAUUUUGCAACAAUAAACACUGAUGAUGACA